Racocetra persica is the source of this 762-nucleotide messenger RNA. Lineage: Eukaryota; Fungi; Glomeromycota; Glomeromycetes; Diversisporales; Gigasporaceae. The record is from the annotation of a GenBank genome assembly.
AUGUGUAGUUAUACAAGUUUUGCAAAAACUAAUAAGGAUUAUAAUUUACAAAUAGGAAGUGAAGAUACUUCAAUUAAAAAAGGAGAACUUCCAACUAAUAUAAUUAAGAACAAAAUAAAAGUGUCAAUACCUAUUGAUCAAGAUGAAGAAGUGAUGACAACUUCUAAUUCAGAUUAUACAAAUAACGAUAAACAAAAUAAAAAACCUACACAAUUCACAAAUGUAAAUAACAUUAUUGAUAAUAAUAUAAGCGGAGAUGAGUCAGAAAUUCCUAAUUUAACAGAUUUUGAUAAAGCAUACCAUAAAUUAGAUCUGCGAAAAAUGUGGAAGCUUAAGAGUGGCACUGUCGUUGAAAAGAUUAUAUAUGAAUAUGCACAGAGCCUAUCAUAUGAGUCAUGCUUACAUUCAUUUAUCAUUAAUAAUACUGAUGAAGAAGCGAAGUCUUUAUUUAGUAAAAAAGAUUGGGACGAAAUUUUCUUAUUUAAAAUUAAAAAGAUACCAAAGAUUGAUAAAUCGAUUAUUAAUCUUAUGAAGAAAAGGAUGGUAUCAGCUAAAUAUAUGGGUCCACUUAUUGAUUCUGCGUUUCGUAAUUCAAAUAUUAAUCUAAUACGAGUUGAUGGAAUGAGUAGAGCAUCAAGCGAUAGAAAGAAUCAAGAAAAUCAUAAACCAAAUUGCAAAAAGAUCAGAAGGAAAAGAGAUAGAAUAUUUAAAUUAAAAAGAAGUAGGUUGGAAUUUAGAGCGAUCAAAGCAGGAAGAAAGUAG